AAAAGAAGCAGUAGCAAUGUACCUCCCGUAAGGAGACUGCAAGUCAGAUUUUCCCCCUUUUUUCAUGCUCCAAAAUGUGACUGUGCCUUACUGGACAGCGUUGGAUCUUACCCUUUGCAUUUGGAGACAAUAGAUGGAUUCCAAAGUCGUUCGAGUUGUUUUCACCGCGCUUUUGCUGGACAUACUUGCAUUCACGGUGAUAUUACCACUUCUGCCCAGAUUACUGCAAUUCUACCGAUUACAAGAGGCUGGAGAUGAGUCUACAAUACUAGGACGUUUAUUAGCUGUAGUAAACCAAUACAAGCAUCUUAUAUCAAGCACGAGAGCUACCAAUGAUGUUCUAACGGAUAAAUGGGACCUCGUUCUUCUUGGAGGAUUUGUUGGUUCCUUAUUUUCGUUUCUUCAAUUCCUGGUAUCACCUUAUAUCGGUAAAAUAAGCGAUAGCAUAGGGCGACGAAAGACUUUGUUAUUGACCAUGAUUGGAAAUCUUAUAUCAACGGUCCUGUGGGUAUUCGCAAGUUCGUUUGAUGCCUUUCUCUGGGCAAGAAUUGUGGGCGGUCUUAGCGAAGGCAAUGUUCAGCUUAGUAUUGCUAUCAUAUCAGACGUCACAGAUGAUCAGAAUCGAUCAAAGGGAUUGGCAUUGGUGGGUAUAGCAUUUGCCAUUGCUUUUACCAUUGGUCCUGCUCUGGGAGCGUACUUUGCAUCCUAUGACCUUACUCGUAUUAGCCCGGCCCUGGUUGAAUAUGGUGUAUAUCCUUUCUCAAGUCCUGCCCUGGUCGCUCUCGUCCUUCUCUCAGUCGAAGUGCUCUACAUCAUGGCUUAUUUACCAGAGACAUUCAACUCACGUCAAAAGAAGGAAACAACAGAUGAGAAGAAAGUCCAGCAAGAAGCUGAAACCCCCGGGCAGAUCUCGAAGCGCUUAGCAAACUUAAGGAUUUUAAAUGCCAUCCAUGCCUUUCACUUGUUCAUUUUCUCUGGCAUGGAAUUCACUUUGGUUUUCUUGACCUUUGAUAUCUUUGAUUAUACCAAUAUGCAACAGGGAAGACUCCUCGGCUUUAUAGGCAUCAUGUCUUCUCUUAUCCAGGGAGGUUAUGUUAGGCGGAAGGCACAUGCUGUAGGGGAGAAGAACAUCAUUCUGCAAGGCGUCGUUGCUUGUACGCUAGGACUUUUGAUGUUUACGAUAUUGGCUCUGUCGCGGGACAGCAUGGCAUUGCUCUAUGCUGGAGCAUUUUUCUUUGCUGUCACCAGUGGCACUGUCGUCAGUUGCCUGACCAGUCUGGCAAGUAUGCAAUGCAUUGACAGUGAUCCUCGCUUAGCGAAAGGUCAAGCGUUAGGAGUUUUUCGUAGUCGUGGCCAGCUGGGUCGCGCAUUUGGUCCCUUGGUUGCUUGUGGAGUCUACUGGGCUUAUGGUCCUGUAGUGUGUUAUGGACUUGGUUCAAUUUGCAUGCUUAUUGUUACCGCUACUGUGGUUGCCUUUAUUCCACAACCUCAAAAGGUUAAAAAACAAGACUAGAGAGUAACGCUUUUACGACACACACAACCCCCAAUCCACCCCCUUUCCCUCCUCUCCGAUAUUCGGCCAAUUGUAAAAAAAAUAGUACGUUGCAUCUACUGUGUCAAAAAAAAAUUAUACAUUAUAAAGUAAAAAAUGGGUUUGUGAGAUGCAAAUCACUUUGUCUAACGGGCUAUGAUGUUGUAAAACAGUUCGGUAAAGGAGCUGAUCCCUAGUAAAAAACUUAAGCUGCAAAGUAAUUGCUGGGAAUAAUUCCUUCAGAGCCAUCCUGCUUUCUAGCUUGCCACCAGUUUCCUUUUUUAUCCAGCACCUCCAACACUUCUCCUUUAGCAAAGGAGAGCUCUGUUGCAUCUUCGGGAUUGGCUUGAU
This is a messenger RNA of Umbelopsis ramanniana AG, 1882 nucleotides long. RefSeq lists its product as uncharacterized. The record is from RefSeq and is a predicted model, not a curated record. Gene Ontology annotation, cellular component: brush border membrane. Gene Ontology annotation, biological process: transmembrane transport. Lineage: Eukaryota; Fungi; Mucoromycota; Umbelopsidomycetes; Umbelopsidales; Umbelopsidaceae. Gene Ontology annotation, molecular function: transmembrane transporter activity. Bases 134 to 1513 code for a protein of 459 amino acids. The transcript has 4 exons.